Naumovozyma dairenensis CBS 421 is the source of this 963-nucleotide messenger RNA. RefSeq names its product rRNA methyltransferase NOP1 (gene NOP1). Gene Ontology annotation, molecular function: rRNA methyltransferase activity; RNA binding; histone H2AQ104 methyltransferase activity. Gene Ontology annotation, biological process: box C/D sno(s)RNA 3'-end processing; rRNA methylation. The coding region runs from base 1 to 963 and encodes 320 amino acids. Lineage: Eukaryota; Fungi; Ascomycota; Saccharomycetes; Saccharomycetales; Saccharomycetaceae. Gene Ontology annotation, cellular component: small-subunit processome; box C/D methylation guide snoRNP complex; nucleolus. The transcript has a single exon. The record is from RefSeq and is a predicted model, not a curated record.
AUGUCAUUCAGACCAGGUAGCAGAGGUGGUUCCAGAGGUGGUUCCAGAGGUGGAUUUUCAAGAGGCGGUGCUAGAGGUGGCUCCCGUGGUGGAUUCUCUAGAGGUGGUGGUCGUGGUGGUUCCCGUGGUGGGUUUUCCAGAGGUGGUGGCCGUGGUGGUCCACGUGGAGGUGCCCGUGGUGGUCGUGGUGGCCCAAGAGGUGGUGCUGCCGGUGGUAACAGAGGUGGUGCUAAAGUUAUCAUUGAACCUCACAAACAUGCCGGUGUCUACAUUGCUAGAGGUAAAGAAGAUCUUUUAGUUACUAAGAAUAUGGCUCCAGGUGAAUCUGUUUACGGUGAAAAGAGAAUCUCCGUCGAAGAACCUUCCAAGGAAGAUGGUGUCCCACCAACCAAGACUGAAUACCGUGUUUGGAAUCCAUUUAGAUCUAAAUUGGCUGCCGGUAUUAUGGGUGGUUUAGAUGAAUUAUUUAUUGCACCAGGUAAGAAAGUUUUGUAUUUAGGUGCUGCCUCAGGUACCUCCGUCUCUCAUGUCUCUGAUGUUGUUGGACCAGAAGGUGUUGUCUACGCAGUUGAAUUCUCUCACAGACCUGGUAGAGAAUUGAUCUCUAUGGCUAAGAAGAGACCAAAUGUUAUCCCAAUCAUUGAAGAUGCUAGACAUCCACAAAAAUAUAGAAUGCUUGUCGGUAUGGUUGAUUGUGUGUUUGCCGAUGUUGCUCAACCAGAUCAAGCUCGUAUCAUUGCAUUGAAUUCUCAUAUGUUCUUAAAGGACCAAGGUGGUGUUGUUAUUUCCAUCAAAGCUAACUGUAUUGAUUCUACUGUCGAUGCUGAAACCGUUUUCGCCAGAGAAGUUCAAAAAUUACGUGAAGAACGUAUCAAACCUCUAGAACAAUUGACUUUGGAACCUUAUGAAAGAGAUCAUUGUAUUGUUGUUGGUAGAUACAUGAGAAGUGGAUUGAAGAAAUAG